AUUGGCUCUUUAUAUCCAACUUUGAGAAUUCUCUUUCCAUCCCUCUAUUUUUGGUUUCUAUAACAUGGCCAAUACAGUACUUAUCAAAGCUCUCCCUACCUUCUUCUUCUUCUUCAGCUUCUUUAUUCAAACCAAGCAAGAUAGCCCAUGUCCUUAUCCAUGUUACCCACCACCAACAGGUCCCGGAGGAGGAGGAAGCAGCGGCGGAGGUGGCAUAGUCACUCAAACACCUCCGGCUAGUUAUUCACCGCCUUCGCAAUCAGGAGCGGUAUACCCUCCACCUACAGGGAACUUACCAUAUUACACACAACCACCACCUUAUGGUGGCAGUUCUUUCUACGGUCAGCCACCUCCUGACCCUAUCUUGCCUUAUUUCCCAUUCUACUAUAGAAGACCUCCACACCGAACAGAUGAUCAGACAUCGGGAACAGCGGUUAGACCAGGGAAAUCAAGGUUCAUCAUCACUGCUACCUCCAAUUUUCUUGUAUUUAUCAUUCUAGUUAUUAUUUUCUAGUUUAGGGAAUUACUAGCUUCUCUAAAAGUAAAAAAGAACAGUUUUUGUGUAAGUAUUUAAUAUCAAACCAGGGUUAUGGGAGUAACUAGAAAAGGAAUCAGGAUGGUUUGGAAACAACGAGGAGUCCAGGUAGUACACGCACUUCUUCCCCCCCCCCCCCCCAACUCUUUUGUUUAGUAAAGAUGAGAUGAUUUUAAGUACGUUUUAUAGUUAAUUAAAUGCCUCGCCUAUUUCGGUUUGA
This is a messenger RNA of Hibiscus syriacus, 755 nucleotides long. Its product is annotated as basic salivary proline-rich protein 4-like. The record is from RefSeq and is a predicted model, not a curated record. The coding region runs from base 65 to 514 and encodes 149 amino acids. NCBI's taxonomy places the organism in Eukaryota, Viridiplantae, Streptophyta, Magnoliopsida, Malvales, Malvaceae. The transcript has a single exon.